Trachemys scripta elegans is the source of this 2093-nucleotide messenger RNA. It is a transcript of the gene SLC35H1, whose product is annotated as solute carrier family 35 member C2. The transcript is spliced from 10 exons. The coding region runs from base 14 to 1378 and encodes 454 amino acids. Gene Ontology annotation, biological process: UDP-glucose transmembrane transport. Gene Ontology annotation, cellular component: cis-Golgi network; endoplasmic reticulum-Golgi intermediate compartment; Golgi apparatus. Gene Ontology annotation, molecular function: antiporter activity. NCBI's taxonomy places the organism in Eukaryota, Metazoa, Chordata, Testudines, Emydidae. The record is from RefSeq and is a predicted model, not a curated record.
GGCUGUUUCCGUGAUGCUCCGCGCGGGGACACGUCAGGAGGCGGAAGGGGAAGGGACUGAGCGGCGCCGGCUCAGCUGCCCCGCGCCGGGGCGGGCCGCGUGGGUGAAGGGGGAUGAAGCCUGGACCCCCCAUCUCUCCCCCCGUCUGGGCUGUCCAGGGUGGCGCCCCUCACCGCUGUCUCUGAGGCGCGCUGGGCCACGGGCUGUCUCUGUCCUUGGCGGCAGCCCUGCAGCGGCCCGCUCGGGUGCGUGGCAGCCCCAAGAGGCCUGUGCCCGAGCCCCGAGCUGUGCCAUGGGCAGGCGGCCGCCGGGCAUCCCCUUGCUGGGGAAGGCAGCGCUGACGCUGGGGCUGGUGCUGCUCUAUUACUGCUUCUCCAUCGGCAUCACCUUCUACAACAAGUGGCUGAUGAAGAGUUUCCAUUUCCCUCUUUUCAUGACCCUGCUGCACCUCCUGGUUAUUUUCCUGCUCUCUGCUCUGACCAGGGCCCUGAUGCAUUGCUGCACCAAGAGGUCCCGUGUGGUGCUGACCUGGGAUGACUAUCUCAGAAGGGUGGCUCCAACAGCAUUGUCGACUGCCUUGGACAUUGGGUUGAGCAAUUGGAGCUUCUUGUACAUCACAGUCUCCCUCUACACAAUGACAAAAUCCUCUGCUAUCCUCUUCAUCCUGCUCUUCUCCCUGAUCUUCAAACUGGAGGAGCUGAGGAUGGCGCUGGUGCUGGUGGUUCUGCUCAUUGCCGGGGGGCUCUUCAUGUUCACGUACGAGUCCACACAGUUCAACAUGGAGGGGUUUGCGCUGGUGCUGGGUGCCUCCUUCCUUGGGGGCAUUCGCUGGACUCUCACCCAGAUGCUCAUGCAGAAGGCCGAGCUGGGGCUUCAGAAUCCCAUUGACACCAUGUUCCACCUGCAGCCUCUUAUGUUCCUGGGGCUCUUCCCUCUCUUUGCUGUGUUUGAGGGGUUGGCCCUAUCUACGUCCGAGAAGUUGUUCCGUUUCCAUGAGGCAGGGCUGUUGCUCAGUGUGGUGGGGAAGCUCUCCUUAGGGGGGUUUCUUGCUUUCGGCCUGGGCUUCUCCGAGUUCCUCUUGGUUUCCAGAACCUCCAGCCUCACUCUCUCCAUUGCUGGCAUUUUUAAGGAAAUCUGCACCUUGCUGCUGGCCACUCACUUGCUGGGAGACCACCUGAACCUCCUGAACUGGGUGGGCUUUGCUGUCUGCCUAUCGGGAAUCUCCCUGCAUGUCACUCUCAAAGCCUUCAGUUCAAAAGGUGAAAAGGAGUCAAAGCUACACAAAGGGACCAGCUCCAGCCCUGACCUGGAGCUGCUGCUGCGGCGCAGUGAGGCUGAGGAGGAGGAAGAGGAAGUUGUAACCGAGCUACAGCACUAAUUUGGCCCUGAGCACAAUGCCCCUGUUGCAUCUGAUCAUCAGACACAACUGACAACUGAGCAGCAAACAGGUCCAAGAAUCUUGGACUUACAGCUCCUUGAGGUUGGGCAUAUGAGAGGAGAUGGAGCUGGUGAGGGGCCUGCUGCUCAGCACCCACAGACCAGAUCCAUGGAGCCUGUUUGGGUGGAACAGGCAGCGCUAUACGCUUCCCCUUAAAAGGGAUUGGAAGAGAACCCCCCGCAGCUGGAGUGUGGGGGAUGGGGCGGGGAAACUAAGAUUGUAGAACGAGGGGAGCCCAUAGGCUGCAGGUCAUGGACAUGAGGGUCAAGGCUCAAUAGGGACUCUUCCUCCAACUUGUUCUGGUGUUGGCUCCAAAGAGCGAAGGCAGAAGGGCGCCUUUGGGGCUCUUUCCCCACAGCUUUGCCAUUCAGAGCCCUUAUGUUCUCUGAAGUUGAUGGUGAUCUAAAAAAUCUGGGACUUGCCCCCAUGGGGCAGCCAUUGUACCCAGUAACUUGUUCUCUUCGCAUUGUGUGCUGGGACCGAGGAUCCUCCCUGCUUGUUAUUGGGGACCAAUCCAGGCAGGAUAAUCAGGUAAAGAGGUGCACUGCUGGCCCCGUGGGGCUCUGCAAGCCAUUAAGGGCCAGGGCGUCUAGGCAGCAAAUUUCUUUAUUGAAAAGAGUUCUGAUUUUUCAUGGAAAUAAAUGACUGAACAGCU